UAAAAACUCCCUUUUUCCUUUUUUUAGUGUAGUUAUGAUCAAAAAGGUACCAAAGUUCCAAUCUUCAAAAUAUGUUUGGUUUGAUUUGAACACUUCUCCGAAAGAAUUGCGUCUCGAUACUUUACGAUGUGGACAAAGCUUUCGUUGGCAAUCUGUUCAAGAUCAUUGGGUAUGUACUUUGGGGGAACAACUCUAUUUAUUAAAGGAAUCCGCACAUAGUGUAUUUUAUGGUGUACCUGAAGACGAAGCCAAAAAUAGCAAGUUAGUGAAACAUAUGGAUCAAACGUUACGUGAUUAUUUUCAACUAGAACUUCUUUCAUUGGAAAAGGCUUAUGAACGGUGGAGUAGAUUGGAUACCAAUUUCAAGACGAAAGCCAUUCAUUUUCAAGGUAUACGUAUGCUUCGACAGGACCCUUGGGAAAAUUUGAUAUGUUUUAUAUGCUCUAGCAAUAAUAAUAUUACUCGAAUCAGUCAAAUGGUACACAAACUCUGUAUACACUUUGGAUCAAAGAUUGCAACAUUGGAUGAUACGGAUUAUUAUGGUUUCCCAACUUUGGCAUCAUUGGCAGAAGAAGGCACAGAAAGCAAAUUACGACAAUUAGGAUUUGGGUAUCGAGCCAAAUACAUAGCACAAACGGCUCAAAAGAUCAAAAAGGAACAUCCAGAACAACAAGAAGCCUGGGUUGCUGAUUUAAGAAAGUUAUCUUAUGAAGAAACCAAGCAAACUUUGAUCACUUUACCUGGUGUAGGUCCCAAGGUAGCUGAUUGUAUCUGCCUUAUGUCUAUGGAUCAUGCAGAAGCUAUUCCGGUGGAUACCCAUGUGUGGCAAAUAGCUGCAAGAGAUUAUGGAUUUGGAAACAAACAAAAUAAAACAUUGACGACAGUAUUAUAUAAUCAAAUUGGGGAUCAUUUCCGUACAUUAUUUGGUGAACAUAGUGGAUGGGCUCACUCUGUAUUAUUCUCUGCAGAGUUGAAAGGAUUUGAAAAACGGCUUGCAUUAGAUAGUAUAGAACAUAGUAUAGUGGAAACACCUGAUACCUUAGAUAGAAAAAAGCAACGAAUAAAAUAAUAUUUUGAUUGUCCCUCG
Messenger RNA from Halteromyces radiatus, 1087 nucleotides. RefSeq names its product DNA glycosylase. NCBI's taxonomy places the organism in Eukaryota, Fungi, Mucoromycota, Mucoromycetes, Mucorales, Cunninghamellaceae. The transcript is spliced from 7 exons. Gene Ontology annotation, cellular component: nucleus. The coding region runs from base 35 to 1069 and encodes 344 amino acids. Gene Ontology annotation, molecular function: 8-oxo-7,8-dihydroguanine DNA N-glycosylase activity; damaged DNA binding. Gene Ontology annotation, biological process: base-excision repair; nucleotide-excision repair; base-excision repair, AP site formation. The record is from RefSeq and is a predicted model, not a curated record.